UGGUUUUAAUUUAAAGGUUUAUUGUUUAGAUAUUGUAACUGGCAUGGUAACUAUUGACCCUCUGAAUGACAUAGUAAAUUUAUUCUAAACUGUAAGGAACUUUUGUUAAGCUACAUAUAUGUUGAUCAAAGUUCACAUAACAUUGCAGUGAAUUAAACAAACACUAUUAAACAAAUAGUGAUGCUACCUGUUUCAAUAACAUGCCUAUCUCCCAUUAUCUGUGCUGAUUUGCUAAUAAGGAAGAAGACCUAAGAAAACAUUUUUUAUUUCACCUAUCUGCAUCAAUCAUUUGACCAUCAUUUUUCCAUCAACAUUAUUAGUGAAAUAUCUUUUAUCCGUUGUAUGUUUAGCUAGUUGUGAUCCGUAACAGUAAACCAAAAUGCCACCAGUACCUCCUGCCAAGCCCGAAUUUCCAAAAUUUGUUGACUCAUUAUGGUGCGUUUAUGCAGUUUCAGUAGUCGCCGCGUGGAACGCUGAAUUUUGCAGAAACAAUUUGAACCAGUAUUCCGAAUAAGCAAGUUCAGUAAGGAAAUGCAUCCUGUUAAAACGGGAGGGUUUUGUAAAAUUUGAUGUUUUUUGAUGGUACUUGAGAGCAGUAGAAUAUAAAUAAAUUAACCAAAAUGGUGUAACUUAUCCUUUAGAUCUCAUCAAAACAAGACUGCAAAUUCAGGGAGAACUCAAUAAAAAUGGGGGAAAGGUUCCAUAUCGGGGCAUGUUAGGUACAGCCGUUGGAAUAACCAAAGAAGAGGGGAUCCACAAAUUAUGGCAGGGUAUACAUGCUGCAUUUGCUCGUCACCUGAUUUAUUCGGGAACGAGAAUUAUGACGUAUAAAAGUCUGAAAGAAAAAGUUUUUAAGCAAAGUUCAAAGGAUGAAUAUUUUCCACUUUGGAAAUCAGCUAUAUGUGGGGUUAGCGCUGGCGCAAUCGCACAAUAUAUCGCUAGUCCAACUGACUUAGUAAAGGUUCAACUGCAAAUGGAGGGUAGAAGAAGAUUGAUGGGUCUACCACCAAGAGUCCAUGGAAUUUUUGACGCAUUUAAGAAAGUUUGGGCUUCUGGCGGCGUUAGAGGAUUGUGGAAGGGUUCUGUACCGAACGUUCAGAGGGCUGCUCUGGUAAAUCUGGGUGAUUUAACGACAUAUGAUCUGAUGAAGCGGUCUAUUCUAAGACAUACGUCACUACCGGAUAAUCAUUUGGUACAUGUACUGGCAAGCUGUGGAGCUGGAUUUGUAGCAGCCUCCAUGGGAACACCUGCUGAUGUUAUCAAAACUAGGGUUAUGAAUCAGCCACUAGAUGAUCGAGGAAGAGGACUUUUAUAUACAUCUUCACUGGAUUGUUUAAGAAAAACUAUACAAUCCGAAGGUUUUGGGGCACUUUAUAAAGGGUUUAUUCCCAUUUGGAUGAGGAUGGCGCCAUGGUCGUUAAGUUUUUGGUUAACUUACGAAGAAGUCGUCUCAUUAAUGGGCGCUAAAGCAUGGUAGUAGUAAAUUUAGCAUCUGUUGUAGUAUAUUUAUUGUUAUUUAGUAACUUUUAUAGGUGUAUAUAAGAUAGAGAAGAACUUUAUACAAUGAAACGUAUUCUUUUAAUUAAAAUAAAAUUUUAAAUGAACCGUGAAGGCAAAUAAAGACUUUAGACUAUUUUAUAAUAUUUAUUUUAAAUUAAUUUAAUUAAUUUGGAUGUGUGUUAAUCUUUGUUCUGUACGGCUGGUAAGAAAUAGAAUUAUUUGUUUUUUAUUUAGAGUUAGAAAUUAUUUGGGUUUGAAAAUUGGAAAUAAUAAAUGGGCUAUUUUUUAAAA
Sitophilus oryzae (rice weevil) is the source of this 1791-nucleotide messenger RNA. RefSeq names its product mitochondrial uncoupling protein 4 (gene Ucp4A). Gene Ontology annotation, biological process: response to cold; mitochondrial transport. The transcript has 9 exons. Gene Ontology annotation, cellular component: mitochondrial membrane. The record is from RefSeq and is a predicted model, not a curated record. NCBI's taxonomy places the organism in Eukaryota, Metazoa, Arthropoda, Insecta, Coleoptera, Curculionidae. Bases 713 to 1477 code for a protein of 254 amino acids.